Molecule: messenger RNA, 3755 nt
Organism: Asterias rubens (European starfish)
Lineage: Eukaryota; Metazoa; Echinodermata; Asteroidea; Forcipulatida; Asteriidae
Product: major vault protein-like
Exons: 15
Coding region: 88-2667 (859 amino acids)
Cellular component (GO): nucleus; cytoplasm
Source: RefSeq, a predicted model, not a curated record
AUAUAUGCAUGGAUAAAUUCAGGCUUCCGCCUCGCAUAUUUUCACAGUCUUGUCGUCGAGAGUUUCGAUAAAGGCUGACUAUUCACAAUGGCUGACAGGUCCAAGCGAGGCAGUGCCGCGCCUUCUCUUGUAGGAGGAGGGGCUGAUGAGUCCAUCUACAGGAUUCCCCCUUACUACUACAUCCACGUCCUGAAUCACAACACAAACGUCACCACAGUGGAGAUUGGCCCUCGUACUUACAUCAGGCAGGAUCAUGAAAGAGUCAUCUAUGGACCUGAGAAGAUGGUCAUGGUGCCGCCCCGCCAUUACGCCAUCAUCGAGAACCCUGUUCAGCGCAAAGAGGAUGGCACCGUGAUCGUUGAUAAGAGCGGACAGAUCAAACUUAGCCAUGCCGAUCAAGAGAUUCGCCUUACUCAGGACCCGUUCCCUCUCUACCCUGGAGAAAUGCUCAAACAGGCUGUGUCCCCACUGAAAGUUGUGCCUGCCAAUUCGGCCCUCCGCCUCCGCUCCAUCCUUGACUUUGAAGACGACGAGGGGGAGAAGCGAGUGGCCGGAGACGAGUGGCUCUUUGAAGGACCCGGAACUUACAUUCCCCGUAAGGAAGUUGUCGUGGACGAAACCUGCCGCGCAACAAUCAUCAAGGCCAACCAGGCCAUCAAGCUCCGGGCCAGGAAGGAGACUGUGGAUCGAGAGGACGAGGAGAGGGUGACGGGUGAGGAGUGGCUCGUCAAGAAGGUCGGCGCUUACCUCCCCGGAGCGUACGAGGAAGUCGUGGGCGUGGUCAAUGCUUAUGUACUCACAGACAAGAAAGCACUCCACGUCAGAGCCACUCGCACCUUCAAGGAUGAGCAGGGUGUGGUCAGGAAGAACGGUGAGGAAUGGCUGAUUACAAUGAACGACACGGAGGCACAUAUUCCACAGGUUUAUGAAGAGGUUGUUGGUGUUGUUGCCAUCACUACAUUGACCAACAGACAGUAUUGUGUGAUCCUGGAUCCAGUAGGAGCUGACGGCAAACCACAGCUGGGACAGAAGAAACUGGUCAAGGGUGAGAAGUCUUUCUUCCUGCUUCCGGGGGAGCAUCUUGAGAAGGGAAUUCAGGAUGUGUACGUCUUGGGAGAGGAUGAGGGUCUUAUGCUUCGCUCCCAAGAGGCCUUCAAGGACACAGAUGCAGAUAUCGACCGUAAGCCAGGUGACAAGUGGAUGAUCCGUGGGCCCAAGGAGUACGUCCCUCCAGUAGAGGUGGAGGUGGUUACCAAGAGGUCUGCCAUCCCGCUGGAUGAGAAUGAAGGUAUCUAUGUCCGAGAUACCAAGACGGGUAAGGUGCGAGCCAUCACAGGUGAGACCUACAUGCUAAACCAAGAUGAGGAGCUCUGGCAGAAGGAGCUUCCUCCCGCAGUGGAGGAACUCCUGAUGAACAUGAAGGACCCUUUGGCGGACCGUGCAUACCUGGCGCCAGAUGGUAAACGUGAAAAACGGAGAGAGAAGACUAGGGUUGUUACAUUCCGUGUUCCUCACAACGCUGCCAUGCAGAUCUAUGACUACAAGGAGAAGAAAGCAAGGGUUGUGUUUGGUCCCGAGUUAGUCAUGCUCGGCCCCGAUGAGCAGUUCACCCAGUUGAGUCUGUCCGGAGGGAAGCCCAAACGCCCCAACAUGAUCAGGUCACUGUGCCUUCUCCUCGGCCCUGAUUUCUGCACCGAUAUCAUCACUAUCGAGACAUCUGACCACGCCCGCCUUCAACUUCAGCUGUCAUACAACUGGCAUCUUGAUGUUAAGAAGGAAAGCCCUCCGGAAGAUGCUGCUAAACUCUUCAGUGUGCCUGACUUCAUCGGUGAUGCCUGCAAGGCAAUCGCCUCACGCAUCAGAGGGGCUGUGGCUGGAGUUGCCUUUGAUGAUUUCCAUAAGAACUCUGCAAAAAUCAUCCGUGCCUCCGUCUUUGGAAUGGACGAGAACCUGAAGAUACGGGAUCGGUUCCACUUCCCCCAGAACAACAUGGUCAUCACCAGCAUUGACAUCCAGUCAGUGGAGCCAGUCGACCAGCGCACACGAGAUGCGCUUCAGAAGUCUGUUCAGCUGGCUAUUGAGAUUACGACCAACUCGCAGGAAGCUACGGCCAGACAUGAGGCCGAGCGUCUUGAGCAGGAGGCAAAGGGUCGUCUUGAGCGUCAGAAGAUCAUGGACGAGGCGGAGGCCGAGAAGGCUCGUAAGGAGCUGCUCCUCCUCCAGGCCAACAGCGCAGCCGUAGAGAGUACCGGUCAAGCUAAAGCCGAAGCCCAGAGCCGUGCCGAGGCUGCACGCAUUGAGGGAGAAGCUGCCGUUGAGCAGGCAAAGCUGAAGGCUGAGGCUGCUAAGAUUGAAGCUGAAUCUGAGCUGGACCGUCUCACCAACGCCCGGGAGGCUGAGCUGAAGUACAUCACUGAACAGAACGAGAUGGAGGUGAACAAGGCUGGGCAGAUGUCCGAGAUCGAAACCUCCAAGUUCAACAAGAUGGUUGAGUCCAUCGGCUCGGAUACCAUCAAGGCCAUCGCUGUGUCAGGCCCAGAGAUGCAGGUGAAACUCCUGCAGGGACUUGGAUUGAAGUCUACCCUGAUCACAGAUGGCCACUCCCCCAUCAACCUGUUCAAUACUGCCCAGGGUCUGCUGGGUGGGAUCGCUCCAUCCCAGGAAUAAAGAACGACCGAGGAGAAGCGUUGAACCUAGGGGCCAGAUUUUUUCGCACGGGUUAGCACCUUAAGUCUCAGCAAGCCUUGCUGAAAAAGGGGAUGCACUCAUGUAUACAACCCUUGAUCAGUAGGGAAACUCCAUACAGUAACUCACAUAAAAUGAUGACAGUUACUAGAAAUCUUUCCAACGAGUUAGCAACUUAAGUCUCAGCCAUGUUGAGAGAGGGGAUAUGCACCUUGCAUUUACUUACUGUGUAAACAACCCUACAUCAGUAGGACAACUCCAUACACAGUAACUCACAUAAAAUGAUGACAGCUGAGUUACCAGAAAUCUGGCAUUCGUAAUGAGAUUGCUGACUUUAUCAGUAAAUAGUUGUUAUUGCUAAUAACAAAUAGCAAUUAUUUCAAGUUACAAAAGAUCUUUCAGAAUACUGAUAGUUACAUGUAUAGUCAAUUUGACAAGCCGUUACUGGUUGCAAUAUUAUGGUCUUAUGAUAGAUCUUAUUAUUAAGCAAUUUGUAAUAUUUUGAUACAAAAAUGUGUAGAAGUUGAGGCAAUUCUGGAAGAACAGCCAUGUGCAGUACCCACUACCCAAAAUACAAAGUAAUCAAUAUACAAUUUCGUAAAAAAAGACAACUUCGCCAAUAGCUCUUGUAAAAUUUGCUGCACCGGCCUGUGUAUAACAGAAACCAGUCAAAGUUUUACCGUAGUUUUAUCGUAGGAAUAUGUGUAGUUUAAGUUGGUGUAAGUUUACUGAAAUUUGUCCUUUGUCUAGAAAGCUUUGAACAGAAACUCUCUAUCUAUCUCAGAUGUUUAGCAAGUAUAUAACUGUACCUCUUUGCUUUCACUUGGGCAUAAUAGCUAUUGAGGAGAUUUGUUUUCCCCCUUAGUAUUUUUCCCAAAGUCUCAAUCUUUUGCAAUCUGUUGUAUUUCUUAUGUUUAUAAUGUAUAUAUAUAGAGAGUCUUACUGAUUUAAGGAACAUUUCUUAAUAUCUAUUACAAGACCAAAUUGUCAAGUUUGUCCAUGCAUCAUACAGGGUAUCUCCACCAUGGAGGUCUUUAGCCAAAACAUGUAUAUAUAAAAACAUAGGAUUC